Molecule: messenger RNA, 1378 nt
Organism: Pleuronectes platessa (European plaice)
Lineage: Eukaryota; Metazoa; Chordata; Actinopteri; Pleuronectiformes; Pleuronectidae
Gene: khdrbs2
Product: KH domain containing, RNA binding, signal transduction associated 2
Exons: 10
Coding region: 1-1089 (362 amino acids)
Biological process (GO): regulation of alternative mRNA splicing, via spliceosome
Cellular component (GO): nucleus
Molecular function (GO): mRNA binding; poly(A) binding
Source: RefSeq, a predicted model, not a curated record
AUGAAUUCCAAUAAGUGCUUACCUGAACUGGUGGCGGAGAAAAACACCCUGGACCCCUCUUUUGUGCACGCGCUGCGCCUGCUUGCAGAAGAGAUUGAAAAGUAUGAAGGCGACGAUUUGAGAAAAGAUGGCGACAUAAAGAAAUACCUAGAUAUCAUCAGCAAUAAAAAUAUCAAGCUCUCCGAAAGAGUUCUCAUUCCAGUGCAACAGUAUCCAAAGUUUAAUUUUGUUGGGAAGCUGCUGGGACCACGGGGAAAUUCCAUGAAGCGAUUGCAGGAGGAGACUGGGGUGAAGAUGUCCAUCCUUGGCAAAGGAUCCAUGAGGGAUAAAGGCAAGGAGGAAGAACUGAGGAAAGGCGGGGAGGCCAAAUACGCCCACCUGAGUAAUGAUCUGCACGUUUUAAUUGAAGUCUUCGCUCCACCUGGAGAGGCCUAUUCCCGCAUGAGUCACGCCUUGGAGGAGAUCAAAAAAUUCUUAGUCCCAGACUAUAACGACGAGAUCAGACAGGAGCAACUGAGAGAGCUGUCCCUGCUGAACGGCUCCGAAGAGUCGAGCAGGGGGAGGAGUGCACCGGGAAGGGGCGCGCGGCCGGCAGCCGCAAUAUCCACAAGGGGCCACAGAGGCACGGGGAGGAGGGCGGCAGCGGCGGCGGCGGCAGCAGCAGCGGCACCCCGGGGGGCAGCGGCAGCGUCACACAGCAAACUUCCCACGACCGGUUUAACGAGGGAGGGACAAGCUCCGAGAGCCAGGGGGGCGGCGGGGAGCGCUGCAUACAGGGUCCCGCUGUUAGCAGUCACACAUGAGUCCUAUGAUGACUACGGCUACGAUGAUGGAUACGGAGGAGAAUAUGACGACGAAAGUUACGAGCCCUACGAGGAUAACUACAGCAACCAGUCGAAGAGCAUUUCAGAUUACUACGAAUACGGACCUGCGACCAGUGAUGAAUCCUACAACAACUAUGAGGAGGAGUGGCCGACCGCCCGUCCCAGUCUCAAAGCCCCGGCUUUACGGCUGACGAGAGGGGGCUACAGGAAACAUCCCUAUGCUGCAGAUCAGUGUGUGUAUGCAGACACCUCACUUCCUGUUUGAUUUCAACUGUGGCCUGAUGCUUAUAACAGUAAAGGACAGAGAACCACACACUGAUAUGGACACAAAGGACCUGAUAAACUCCAUUAAAGGCAACAGAUGCGAAACUGAACCUUAAAGACCUGAACUCAACGUAACUGAAGUGACUCAAUCUCCCAAACAUUUGUUUAAAACAUGUUUAAUGUUCAGAAAAGUAAUUGCUACUGCUACUACCUGUGUGAAACUCUGAUGCUAAAAAAACGGAUGCGUCAGACUAAAGUUAGUGACAUUGUGAUUUGAAAAAAAAAAAAGA